AUGGCCACAGAGCUUUGCCCCGUCUAUGCGCCCUUCUUCGGUGCGCUGGGCUGCACGUCCGCCAUCGUCUUCACCUGCUUCGGUGCCGCGUAUGGUACCGCUAAGGCCGGUGUCGGAGUGUGCUCCAUGGCUGUCCUCCGUCCCGACCUGAUCGUCAAGAACAUUGUCCCCAUUGUCAUGGCUGGUAUCAUUGGUAUCUAUGGUCUGGUCGUGUCGGUCUUGGUCGCCAACGACCUGACCCAGAAGCUCCCUCUGUACACUGGAUUCAUUCAGCUCGGCGCUGGUCUUUCUGUCGGUCUGGCCGGUCUGGCCGCUGGUUUCGCUAUUGGUAUUGUCGGUGACGCCGGUGUUCGUGGAACUGCUCAGCAACCCCGCCUCUACGUCGGAAUGAUUUUGAUUCUCAUUUUCGCUGAAGUUCUGGGUCUUUACGGGUUGAUUGUCGCUCUUCUCAUGAACUCCCGCUCGAAAGCCUCCUGCACCUAA
Penicillium cinerascens is the source of this 483-nucleotide messenger RNA. RefSeq names its product H(+)-transporting V0 sector ATPase subunit c. NCBI's taxonomy places the organism in Eukaryota, Fungi, Ascomycota, Eurotiomycetes, Eurotiales, Aspergillaceae. The record is from RefSeq and is a predicted model, not a curated record. Gene Ontology annotation, cellular component: proton-transporting V-type ATPase, V0 domain. The coding region runs from base 1 to 483 and encodes 160 amino acids. The transcript is spliced from 6 exons. Gene Ontology annotation, biological process: proton transmembrane transport. Gene Ontology annotation, molecular function: proton-transporting ATPase activity, rotational mechanism.